Molecule: messenger RNA, 4797 nt
Organism: Orcinus orca (killer whale)
Lineage: Eukaryota; Metazoa; Chordata; Mammalia; Artiodactyla; Delphinidae
Gene: ZSCAN2
Product: zinc finger and SCAN domain containing 2
Exons: 3
Coding region: 1653-3497 (614 amino acids)
Biological process (GO): regulation of transcription by RNA polymerase II; central nervous system development
Cellular component (GO): nucleus
Molecular function (GO): RNA polymerase II cis-regulatory region sequence-specific DNA binding; DNA-binding transcription factor activity, RNA polymerase II-specific
Source: RefSeq, a predicted model, not a curated record
CGAGUAAAUGCAAUUUAAAAAAAGGGAAGGAGAUAGGAACAGUCAGUUCAUAGAAAAUGAGAUUAAAAUCACCAAUAAUCAUGAAACAUGUCUCAAACAUUCAUGAAAUGAAAUUUUCAUGAAAAUGAAAUUUAAAUGAAAAUUAAAACAAAUGUAGUCAUUUAAUUGUGCAUGCCCCCAGUAAUUGCUCUGUACAAAAAUACACCACUGUUCUAUCACAGGCCGUUAAAAGUGUCUUUCUCUCUUUUCUUAUAUUUCUCCCUUGGGUUUCCAGGCAGUUACUCACAUGCUGUCAUGGGACAGCCAUUUCUUUAAAAGCGCCAACCGUGGGAACCCCACAGUAGAAGCCAAUUUCCUACUCUCACCUCCCUGUGCUGACACUGACAAUAAGUAACACUGGGUAAUUAUUGAUACUAAAAUGGAGACUUCGAGCAUGUGUGCUAGGGGCGGUGUCCCUGCGAGGGAGGUGAUGAUGGGGCGGGUUCCAUGCAAGAAGAGAUAGACGAAAGAAUGGGAAUUCUGCUGCAGAAGAGGCGGGACAGGGCUUUCCUCCAGACCCUGAAACACCACGUGCGAAAACAAAGGGGUGUGCAAAAGCCAGGUGCAAGUGUGGAUCUGCAAGCUGUGGGAGGGGCGCCGAGCUCGGCGGGAAGGGACUUCUCCCGAGCGUAUUCCUUUCCUGCUCAGGGACUACUUUCGGCCGUCGAGGGGCCUGACAAAAUUACUUGCCUCACAGUUCACGGCUGAAAGGGAGCGUCCAUUCAACUUUCCCUUUUCAUAGAGAACUAUAUGGAGGACUUAAAGAAGUGAAAUGACCCGUCCCAGGUCACAGCUCUGGCCCACACUGGGGUCCUGACUGCCAGUCGGCAGAUUUUCCUUCCUUUGGCCCUACCGCACUGCACAGGGUAUCAAUCCCAAACUCUGCUCCGUGCCCCGCGGUCGGAGUCUGCUCGAUGGACUACACCUCCCACAAUGCCUUUGGCCCAGGCUCCCUCCCUCCGCCCGGCUGGGUCCGUAUCCGCCAAUAGGAAAGCAGAGUUUCCAGGGGCAGUUCUCGGUGGCCAAUGAGCGCGGCGGAGGGCGGGCCUCUCCCGUCCAUUGUUCUCGGUGCCCCCUCGGGCUUGAGCCACCUAGACUCCGGAGGUGCCGGGCACUGCCCGGGGGCGUUUUUGCGCGCGGAACGACCGCGGGAUUGGCAUCUGGUCUCUGGAGAGGUGAGCCCGGAGAGCCAGAGCUGGAGCCGCGCGGGCCGAGAGAGCAGCCCGAGGCAAGGGGAUAACGGGCCUGGAGCCAGUGCGGGCAGCCCUGUUGGGGGAGGGGCGUCGGGGGCUCUGUCCCCGUCCCGCGGGCCCCCGCUCUCCCGGUUUAGGCGCCCGGUUAGCUCAGCGACCGGACAUGGACUCUUCUCCCUAGCGGUGAGCUCCGUGUACAUCCAACCAGGGGCGCAGAGUUUAGACUGGAAGGCACAGUGGACGACAUCCCGAGCAGCUCAUUUUACAGAUGGGGAAACUGAGCUUCAGAGGGGGCGUGGCUUGCCCCAGCCAGACUCCUUGUUGAAAUUUGAGGAGGGUGCUGUCUUCUCAGAGAGCCUGGCUGGAGAAGACUGAAGGUCAAGGUUAGAAGCCUGAGUGAUUCCCCCCAGAACGUGGAUCAUGGCCUCGGAGGUGCCGAGAGUAACCACUCCCCUGAGCCCCUUAGUCCGUGUCCCUCAAGAGGAAGAUGACCAGGAGGAGGAGGUCGCCACCAUGAUCCUGGAAGACGACUCCUGGGUGCAGGAAGCUGUGCUGCAGGAGGAUGGCCCUGAGUCGGAGCCCUUUCCCCAGAGCGCCGGCAAGGGCAGCCCCCAUGAGGAGGUGGCCGGAGGGCCACAGGGUGCCCUUGGCCGUCUUCGAGAGCUCUGCCGGCGCUGGCUGAGGCCAGAGGUGCACACCAAGGAGCAAAUGCUGACCGUGCUGCCAAGGGAAAUUCAGGCCUGGCUGCAAGAGCAUCGGCCCGAGAGCAGCGAGGAGGCGGUGGCCCUGGUGGAAGAUUUGACCCAGACCCUUCGGGACAGUGAUUUUGAGAUCCAGAGUGAAAAUGGGGAGAACUCUAACCAAGACAUAUUUGAGGAUGUUGAAUCACAUGAAAUGUUCUCUGAAAUGCCUGAAGGGGAAGGCAUUCCACAAUCUGACUGGGAAAGUGACUUGGAGAGAGACUGCAGCUCCCGGGGGCCCCAGAGAAACACCCCGGGGGAGGACCAUGGGGAAGUGCCACCCCAGAGCAGGGAAGUUGGACAGCUCAUAGGCCUUCAGGGCACCUACCUGGGUGAGAAGCCCUAUGAGUGUCCCCAGUGUGGGAAAACCUUCAGCCGGAAAUCCCACCUCAUCACGCACGAGCGGACCCACACAGGAGAGAAAUACUACAAAUGUGAUGAGUGCGGAAAAAGCUUUAGUGAUGGUUCCAACUUCAGUAGACACCAAACUACUCACACUGGGGAGAAACCUUAUAAGUGCAGGGACUGUGGGAAAAGCUUCAGCCGGAGUGCAAACCUCAUAACCCACCAGAGGAUCCACACGGGAGAGAAACCCUUCCAGUGUGCUGAGUGCGGCAAGAGUUUCAGCAGGAGCCCCAAUCUCAUCGCCCAUCAGCGGACUCACACGGGGGAGAAACCGUACUCAUGCCCCGAGUGUGGCAAGAGCUUUGGAAACCGGUCCAGCCUGAACACGCAUCAGGGGAUCCACACGGGAGAGAAGCCCUACGAAUGUAAAGAAUGCGGCGAAAGCUUUAGUUACAACUCCAACCUCAUCAGGCACCAGAGGAUCCACACAGGAGAGAAGCCGUACAAGUGCCCCGACUGCGGGCAGAGGUUCAGCCAGAGCUCGGCCCUCAUCACCCACCGGAGAACUCACACGGGAGAAAAACCUUAUCAGUGCAGCGAGUGCGGGAAGAGCUUCAGCCGCAGCUCCAACCUGGCCACGCACCGGAGGACCCACCUGGUGGAGAAGCCCUACAAGUGCGGGGAGUGCGGGAAGACCUUCAGCCAGAGCUCCAGCCUGAUUGCACACCAGGGGAUGCACACGGGUGAGAAGCCCUACGAGUGCCUGACAUGUGGGGAGAGCUUCAGCUGGAGCUCCAACCUCAUCAAGCACCAGAGAAUCCACACGGGUGAGAAGCCCUACAAAUGCAAUGAGUGUGGGAAAGGCUUCAGCCAGCGCUCCCAGCUGGUGGUGCACCAGAGGACCCACACGGGUGAGAAGCCCUACAAAUGCCUCAUGUGCGGCAAGAGCUUCAGCCGGGGCUCCAUCCUGGUCAUGCAUCAGAGAGCCCAUCUGGGAGACAAGCCAUACAGGUGUCCCGAGUGCGGGAAAGGCUUUAGCUGGAAUUCAGUCCUCAUCAUACACCAGCGAAUACACACCGGGGAGAAGCCCUACAAAUGCCCUGAGUGCGGCAAAGGCUUCAGCAACAGCUCCAAUUUUAUCACACAUCAGAGAACUCACAUGAAGGAGAAACUUUACUGAAGGGGCAGAGAGGGAAGGUGAGGGACUGGCCCAGGAGGGCACUUGCCACUCUGCCCCCAGACAGGGAUGUGUCUGUAGAAGAGCCAUUCUUCCUAAAGGCUUGUUGGGGAUCUUUGCCAGAAUCUUACCCCUGCUCACCCUCAUUUCUAGGAUCCCAUCGUCUUAGUGGUCAGAGUCAAACCCCGAGAACAGAGCGUAGGAAUGGAAGGUCGGAAAGCUGGGGCUUUUUCUGUCACGUUUCUCGACUUGAUUGGCUCCUUCUCUCUCCAUCCUCUGUGCCCCAGUUUCCUCUUCGGUAGAACAGGGGGGAUAUUUCUCUGUGUGGAACGGAAGACAGCAUGGCCCACAUUUUAGAGAAAUACCAGAAACCUGUUGGUGUUGUCUGGUCGUUCUGCUGCCAGUUGUUGGGCUAAGGUGCCUUCACCCGAGCUGCUAGCAUCCCAGGGCCCCUGCCAUGGCAGAACUGGCCCUUCCUGCCUUUGUGUCCUGGGGUUUGAUUUCGGGUCAAGGUGGAGGGGCUUCUCCCUUUCUGAGUCAUCCGCAUGAAGCUAAAGCCCUUUUCUCGUUCUAGAAAGUGUCAGGAACACCAGAACACGAGGGAGUCUGGCCCAAAACCAGUGUCCCAGUACCUUCCCAUUGAUAGGAGUUGCCCGGGGCCUGCCAGGGAAGGCAUAAAUGGAGGAGAUGUAUGUGUUUGCUCUUGUCUCUGCUUACUGUCCUGGGGUAAGUCGGCUGUGGGUCGGUGGGGACACAUUUAUUCUUGCAGGGGUUUAGUUUUUGAGUGUGAGGUGAAGUCAGAGCCGCCAGCUGCCUCCCCCUGGUGGGUGGUAUUUCUGUCUUCUUCAGGGUGAAACAGUCCUGCACUCUGCAGGGUUGCCUUGUGUCUUUACCCCCCAGAUACAUGGCCCUGUAAUCAUCACUCUGUGCACUUGUCGUUUUUAUCUUAUAUAUGCAGGUCUAGAAUUCUGUCUGGUAGCUUUUGUAUACAAAGAACGUUAUUUUUAAGGAAGUGUUGAUUUUGAGGACACAUCACCUGUACCCUGGAGAGAUUUGGGCUUGAAUCAAGAGUUGUCCUACAGAUGUCGCCCUUGAUCUUGGGAUGCUACCAGGGCUUUGUUCUUGGGUCCUUGAGCUAUGAAACAGUAAAGACAGGAUGAUAGCAGGUGAAGGGCUUUGUUAGGAGGGAAGAGGAGGGUAAAUAGGCUUUUCUCUCUUAAUCGUAGGGCCUGCCUUCAGAACGCACCUUGGUUCUUACAGGGUGGAUGCUCCAAAUUGCCUAAUAAAGUACAGUCCCACUCUU